This is a messenger RNA of Haliotis rufescens (red abalone), 918 nucleotides long. RefSeq names its product proline-rich protein 36-like. Bases 1 to 918 code for a protein of 305 amino acids. The transcript has a single exon. The record is from RefSeq and is a predicted model, not a curated record. Lineage: Eukaryota; Metazoa; Mollusca; Gastropoda; Lepetellida; Haliotidae.
AUGGAUCCGUGCCCCAACACCCAACACCCAUCUGGAUCUGCACCAAAAAAUCCCCCCUCUGGAUCUGCACCCCAACACCAAACACCCAUCUGGUUCUGCACCCCAAACACCCCCAUCUGGAUCUGCACCCCAACAUACCCCUCUGGAUCUGCACCCCAACGUCCCCCAUCUGGAUCUGCACCCCAAUACCCUUAUCUGGAUCUGCACCCCAACAUCCCCCAUCUGGAUCUGCACCCCAACAUCCCCCAUCUGGAUCUGCAUCCCAAUAUCCCCAUCUGGAUCUGCACCCCAACAUCCCCCAUCUGGAUCUGCACCCCAAUAUCCCCAUCUGGAUCUGCACCACAACAUCCCCUUCUGAAUCUGCACCCCAACAUCCCCAUCUGGUUUUGCACCCCAAUAUCCCCAUCUGGUUCUGCACCCCAACAUCCCCUUCUGGUUCUGCACCCCAACAUCCCCUUCUGGAUCUGCACCCCAACAUCCCCAUCUGGUUUUGCACCCCAAUAUCCCCAUCUGGAUCUGCACCCCAACAUCCCCCCUCUGGAUCUGCACCCCAACAUCCCCUCUGGAUCUGCACCCCAACAUCCCCCUCUGGAUCUGCACCCCAACAUCCCCAUCUGGUUCUGCACCCCAACAUCCCCAUCUGGUUCUGCACCCCAAUAUCCCCAUCUGGUUCUGCAUCCCAAUAUCCCCAUCUGGUUCUGCAUCCCAAUAUCCCCAUCGAGAUCUGCAUCCCAACAUCCCCAUCUGGAUCUGCAACCCAACAUCCCCAUCUGGAUCUGCACCCCAACAUCCCCUUCUGGAUCUGCACCCCAACAUCCCCCAUCUGGAUCAGCACCCAAAUAUCUGCUCCCUGGAUCCACCCGUGCCAAAUGUAUGCCGUUGGAAAUAAGGAUUAAUGCUAAUGGAUCAAUCACUUAA